GGCGCCCCCGCGCCCCGUAGCGUCCCGCCGGAGCAGGUGGGGGCGCAGCGCGAUGGUGCGCGGAGCGCCGAGGGGCGGAGGCGGCCGCCACACCUCGGGCGCUGCGGAGCGCCCGGGGCUGGCGCGGGCGGAGCCGCCCAGAGGGCCGCGCGUGUCCCCGGCUUCGGCCCCGCCCCGCGCCGUCCAAUGAGAGCCCGCGGCCGAGGGGCUGUCCGCACACUCUGCCCGCAGCCCCACUCCGCGCCGCCGACCCCCUGACACCGCGCCCAGCGCCGGGGCAGCGCGUCCCGGACCCCGAGCUUGGCGCGCCCCCGUCGGCUUCCGGACCCCGUUCCUUGCCCCCCUCUCCGGGACCCUGCGCCCCGGCUCCUGGACUCCAGGUGCCUCUGGGUCCCCGGCCAGCGGCGAGCCCUAUGGCCCCCCAGGGGGGUGAGGUGGGAGCAGCCUGAGUACCCCGAGCCGGUGCCCCGUCCACGCCCCUCCGGGCCGCGCGGCGGGAGUCAUCGGGGAGCUAUGCUGAAGCCGGGUAGUGCGGAGGAAGCCGCGCAGCUCCCCCCUCGGCGCACCCGCGCCCCUGUCCCCGCGCUCGCGCCAGGACCCGCGGCCCCCGACGGCUCUCGGGCUUCGGCCCGCCUCGGUCUUGCCUGCCCGCUGCUGCUGCUGCUGCUGACGCUGCCGGCCCGCGUAGACACAUCCUGGUGGUACAUCGGGGCCCUGGGGGCCCGAGUGAUCUGUGACAAUAUCCCUGGUCUGGUGAGCCGGCAGCGGCAGCUGUGCCAGCGGUACCCAGACAUCAUGCGCUCGGUGGGCGAGGGCGCCCGAGAAUGGAUCCGGGAGUGUCAGCACCAGUUCCGCCACCACCGCUGGAACUGCACCACGCUGGACCGGGACCACACUGUCUUUGGCCGCGUCAUGCUCCGAAGCAGCCGGGAGGCAGCGUUUGUAUAUGCCAUCUCGUCAGCGGGGGUGGUCCAUGCUAUCACCCGUGCCUGUAGCCAGGGUGAACUGAGUGUGUGCAGCUGUGACCCCUACACCCGUGGCCGACACCAUGACCAACGUGGGGAUUUUGACUGGGGUGGCUGCAGUGACAACAUCCACUACGGUGUUCGCUUUGCCAAGGCCUUUGUGGAUGCCAAGGAAAAGAGGCUUAAGGAUGCCCGGGCCCUCAUGAACUUACAUAACAACCGCUGCGGUCGCACGGCCGUGCGGCGGUUUCUGAAGCUCGAGUGUAAGUGCCAUGGCGUGAGCGGCUCCUGUACUCUGCGCACCUGCUGGCGUGCACUCUCAGACUUCCGCCGCACGGGCGAUUACCUGCGGCGGCGCUAUGAUGGCGCCGUGCAGGUGACAGCAACCCAGGAUGGCGCCAACUUCACAGCAGCCCGCCAAGGCUAUCGCCGUGCCACUCGGACUGACCUCGUCUACUUUGAUAACUCCCCAGACUACUGUGUCUUGGACAAGGCUGCAGGUUCCCUAGGCACUGCGGGCCGUGUCUGCAGCAAGACAUCUAAAGGGACGGAUGGUUGCGAAAUCAUGUGCUGUGGCCGAGGGUAUGACACAACUCGAGUCACCCGUGUCACCCAGUGUGAGUGCAAAUUCCACUGGUGCUGUGCAGUGCGAUGCAAGGAGUGCAGAAACACUGUGGACGUCCACACUUGCAAGGCCCCCAAGAAGGCAGAGUGGCUGGACCAGACCUGAACAUAGAAAUACCUCACUCAUCCCUCUACUUCAAACCUCCUGACUCAAAAGCACAAGAUCUUUGCAUGCACACCUUCCUCUACCCUCAACUCUGGGCUGCUACAGUUUCUAUUUAAGGACUUGGGAGAGUAAUCCAGAAGGACUCUGGUGUCCUUACUGGUUCCUUAGCCCUGGGAAGGAGUUGACAGGGGAUCUAAGAAAUUGAAUGGCUCCCUGACUGCCCCCUCGGGAGGUUAGAAGGGAGAGUGGAAGAGGGAGGGGUCUUCAGAGUGAUAGACGUUGCACUAAAGCACAUGGUCAAGGCUCAUCUUUCCUUUCCUUUGCACCGGCUUCCUAACACUUCUUGUGUGUGCAAGAGGAAGGGUACCUGGGGAGAGCUUCUUUGUGUUCCUGCCUGACUGAGGGGAGAUGGGACAGAGAUGAAACCACAUCUCUUCCCUGGGUCAGUUUGAGCAGACUGCCUGGAACCCCAAAAGAAACUCUUAGGCUACAACCUUCUUCCAUUAUCAAGAGUCUGGGAUUGCUAGAUAAGAGUUAGCCAUAGUGGACAAGGUUCCAUUCACAUGCUCAUAGGUUUAUAAACUGCUGUAUUUUGUAGGGGAAAAAAAUUAUGUAACUAUAUAAACAUACAUUCUCGUCCAAUCUCCUGCCUCUUUUCAACCUAUAUCAGACAGCAUGUUGCUCACUCGCCUCUUACUCACUUGCUGCCUGUUCAAACCAAGUGGUAUGUAGUGGUUCUUAUGCCUAACAGAUCACUAGAAUACCCUGGAACACACCCGAGAAAGAGUGAUUUAGUAA
This is a messenger RNA of Odobenus rosmarus divergens (Pacific walrus), 2493 nucleotides long. It is a transcript of the gene WNT2B, whose product is annotated as wingless-type MMTV integration site family, member 2B. NCBI's taxonomy places the organism in Eukaryota, Metazoa, Chordata, Mammalia, Carnivora, Odobenidae. The transcript has 5 exons. Bases 514 to 1695 code for a protein of 393 amino acids. Gene Ontology annotation, cellular component: extracellular region. Gene Ontology annotation, molecular function: cytokine activity; frizzled binding. Gene Ontology annotation, biological process: neuron differentiation; canonical Wnt signaling pathway; multicellular organism development. The record is from RefSeq and is a predicted model, not a curated record.